Messenger RNA from Dermatophagoides farinae (American house dust mite), 1234 nucleotides. RefSeq names its product ADP-ribosylation factor GTPase-activating protein 1 (gene ArfGAP1). Gene Ontology annotation, molecular function: GTPase activator activity. Lineage: Eukaryota; Metazoa; Arthropoda; Arachnida; Sarcoptiformes; Pyroglyphidae. Gene Ontology annotation, cellular component: Golgi membrane. The record is from RefSeq and is a predicted model, not a curated record. Gene Ontology annotation, biological process: regulation of endocytosis; regulation of ARF protein signal transduction.
UUUUAUGAAAUAAUUCAGAUUUUUUUUUAUUGUUUUAAAUUUCAAAUUGUUGAAAUAAGUUAAUUUCAUUCACAUUCGGAUAGUGAACCCUCUUGCCUUGCAUACGUGGCAGAUUUUUUUUUUGUUCCAAAAAUAAACUGUUGACGUGAUUGUAUAUUUUCGUUGAAAAAUGGCCAGUCCAAAAACUCGUCGAAUUUUAUCCGAUUUAAAGCCCACACAAGAUAACAAUUAUUGUUUUGAAUGUAAUGCACAUAAUCCUCAAUGGGCAUCCGUAACUUAUGGCAUUUGGAUAUGUUUGGAAUGUUCGGGUAAACAUCGUAGUCUUGGUGUUCAUCUAAGUUUUGUACGUUCUAUUACCAUGGAUAAAUGGAAAGAGAUUGAAUUGGCAAAAAUGAAAGCUGGUGGUAAUAGAAAAGCUAAAGAAUUUUUCAGUACUCAAGAUGAUUGGGAUGAUACUAUGCCAUUGAAUGAUAAAUAUAAUACACGUGCUGCAGCUCUUUACCGAGAUAAGAUUGCAACUGAAGCAAGAGGUGAAAAAUGGUCCAUAUCAACAUCAAAUGCUGAAAAUUAUGUACCAAAAAAAAUUAUUUCGAAUUCAUCAUCGACGACGAAUACUUCAUUUCAGAACCAAAAUUCAAGCACUAGUGGACGAACAUUCGAAGAAAACUGGGAUGAAAAUAGUUAUCAAAGUGGACCAAAUUAUGGUGGAUACUCAGGCUUUGGUUACAAUAUGAAAUCUUCUCAAUCAGAUUAUGGCAUAAAUUCUUGGUCAACAUUCUCAUCCACUUUCUCAAAUCUCACUUCAAACGCUUCAAGAAUGUUAUUACGCGCAUCAAAUGUAGCCAGCCAAAAAGUUUCAGAAAUGAGCGAUAAUGUCAACGAUAAAUUAAAAGAUGGAAUCAGCAUAAACGAUAUACAGAAUCAAGUCACUGGAAUAGGAUCAAAGGUCGCCGAUAUGAGCCGUCGUGGAUGGCAAGAUCUAUCAUUGAUGUUCAAUAAACGUUCAUCAUCAUAUGCAGAUCCAAAUGAUUCGUGUAUAUCAUCAAAUGAUAAUUUCUGCAAUGGUGGAUAUACCGGUAGUUAUCAAAAUAAUGAAAAACGAAAUUCAUCAGCUAUGCCUAAAUCAAAUAGCAAAGCUAAUGAUUGGGAAGAAUGGUGAUCGAAAAUGUAUUUUCUAUUCCUAUUUUAAAAUCGUGACCAUAAAUUGAAUCGAAUAAAUCAUUAUUAGUUUUAA